Molecule: messenger RNA, 1022 nt
Organism: Camelina sativa (false flax)
Lineage: Eukaryota; Viridiplantae; Streptophyta; Magnoliopsida; Brassicales; Brassicaceae
Product: non-specific lipid transfer protein GPI-anchored 6-like
Source: RefSeq, a predicted model, not a curated record
GUACAUAACUAUAAAUGUUAAACGUAAUAAAUGAUCCCAUCCAUAUCAUCCAACCAAUACGUCGACACUCUCAGAGCCAUAUAUAAACAAACAUACACACGAUCAUACAAAAAGAGACUGAGAACACGUUUCUAUCUAUAUUGCAUUAUCAACACAAACAUAUAUAGAAAUCUAAAGAGAGAACACAACGCAUCGAACCAUGGAGUACUCGAUAAGAGCCCUAAUCAUAACCAUCGUGACAACCUCCAUGUUGCUAGGGUUUGGAAGCUCAGAUCUGGCUCAGGACAGAGACGAGUGUACGAACCAACUCAUAGCACUAUCCACGUGUCUUCCGUACGUUGGAGGAGACGCCAAGGCUCCAACAAAAGAUUGUUGUGCAGGGUUUGGCCAAGUUAUAACGAAGAGUCAGAAGUGUGUUUGCAUAUUGGUCAAAGACAAAGAUGAUCCUCAACUUGGUCUCAAAUUUAACGCAAGCCUAGCCGCUCAUCUUCCCGCCGCUUGCCAUAUAACGGCUUUUAACAUCACUGAGUGUAUUUCGGUUCUGCAUUUACCUCGAAACUCAACAUUGGCUAAAGAGUUUGAGAGCUUAGGAAGGAUUGAAGAAAAUUACAACACCACAUCUCCUUCACAUAAAGAUGGGACAGGAGGAGGAAAAGCUGAAUCAGCCAAGAGUAAUGGAUGGAAGAAGAAGAGUUGGUUGGGUGUUGAGCUUUUAAUAUUUGCUCUUUUCCCUCUCAUCUUCUUCUUUUGAUUAUCUCUUCUCUUCACUUACACCUUCUUUUAUUUAAUGUUCCCUUCGCUUUAUUUAUAUUAAUGAGACACAUGCUGCAUGUGUAUACACAUCUCUAUGCAUGUAAAAAUGUAGUUUUUUUUAUAUCUAAGCGUACGUAGUACAUUUUAGUCCCGUUGUUUAUCAAUCAGGUCUUGUACGCUAGUGUUAUAUGGAUUGCCGACUUGAUAUGUUUUUUUUAUAAUUAAUGUUGUGUUUCUUAUAUUUUAUAGAAUGAUGAAAAAAUAAUAUU